Messenger RNA from Coregonus sp. 'balchen', 2413 nucleotides. The record is from the annotation of a GenBank genome assembly. Lineage: Eukaryota; Metazoa; Chordata; Actinopteri; Salmoniformes; Salmonidae.
AUGGCAUCAGAUGGAGAAGCUCUGACAGUAAGUUAAGCAAUAAGGAGAUCAGGUAAUAGGCCUACACAGUAAUGUUUAUUUUUUUAUGUAUCACUAAAUCAUUAAUGCAACUUUAUUCCAUCAGUGGGUCAUAUGUGUCAUUUCAAUAGCUUCCUGUCAUGGAGUGGAGCCCUUAUCAUUCCCUUUUCUCAGUCUCUUAUCACACAGAAUUGCACUGCAGUGACAGGGUAUUUCAAUGGAGCAUCCACCUCCUCCACCACCACCAGGACCACCCCCACCUACAGCUGCCUCGGGGCCAAGCAAGAAGAAGCUGUACCAGGCCAUAGCGGCAGGAAAGACCCCUGUCGAGGGGGAUCAUGCAGAGGCUCGGUUGCUGCUCUGUCAGAGGGAGAGUAGGUGAGGCAAGCUGUCUACAGAAAACAGAAGUUAUCAGACAAGCGUUGCAGCUAAAGCCUAUUCAGGAUCUCCAACAUGGUGGUUGGAAAACCACUGAAAUAGUUCUGCAGUUAGCCUAGCGGUUAAGAGUGUUGGGCCAGUAACUGAAAAGUUGCUGGUUUGAAUUCCAAAGCCGACUAGGUGAAAAAUCUGUCUAUGUGCCCUUGAGCAAGGCACUUAACCCGUAAUUGCUCCUGUAAGUCACUCUGGAUAAGAGCGUCAGCUAAAUGACUAAAAUGUAAAAUGUCCUACAGAUUAUGGAAUGGGGUCAUCAGUCGCACAUUGGGUAACACUCUCCACCUUUAUAAUCAGUGCACUGGGGUGGGGGUGUUCUGCACCUGGGCAUUCAGUUUAGAACAGUUUCUGUCCAUGAAAGCAGCACUGUAGUGAUUCUGUGGGAGUUGCAACAACAAAUAGAACACAAAUGCAAGAAAAGAGAGGACGCGCUGAGCUAUCCCACCAAGACCAAGCUACAGUACAUACUAUUGGGAUAUAUGCAUUGUUCAAUAACUCAUUUGUUACCAGGUGGCAGUAAGAAAGUCUGUUUUGUGGUGUGGCUGACUGUUUACUGGUUGACAUAGUUUUAGGAAGGACCUGCACUGGAUGCUGUUGAACAAGUAUGUGCCUUCCCUCAUCCAAGACGGCCCACAGUAAGUCACGUGAAGCUUUAUUUAGGCUUUUCAAAAUGGAGCCUUCCUCCAUUGAAGUAAUCACUGAUCUAAUACGUGUGAAUUAAUCUUCCUUCCCUAAUCUGAUGUCUCUUGUUUGUAGUUUUGUCAUUAAAGGUCAUGUUAUACUUCCUAAGGUACGUACCGCUGCCUGAGGUGUGUGUGUUUUUACCUGUAGAUGUGGUCUGGUGGCUCUAUGGAUGGCAGGUCACCUACGACAGCCCCCUCUGAGUGUUUCCAUGGAGACCAUAGUCCAGACAGCGAUGGACAGGGGCUACACAGCGCAGGGGGAGAUGUUCUCGGGUAAUGCUUUAGUCAUCUAUGCUGCAUACUCUCAACAACACCAGCGGAGCUAUACUCUAUUAGUGAGACUAAUGUGUGUGUGUGUGUGUGUGUGUGUGUGUGUGUGAUUCAGCUAGAGACAUGGCCAUGCUUGCAGAGGAGGUGUGUGAGUGCAGGGCUGAGCUCCUGUCAGGAGGGAUGACUGGAGACAACUCUACAGCUGUCCUGAAACACCUGGCUGACGGGCAACCCGUCCUCAUCCCGGAUCCUUUAUACUCUCUCACAUUCAGGCUGUUCGAAAGGACCCAUCUGCUCUAGUUAGUCUGUCUCAGGUAGUGGUAGUUAGGUACUGAUAGAUGGUGGUGUUCUUAAGGUAACCUAGUGGUAAUUAUUAGGUUGUUACCAUGCAUUUGACCAUUUUACAACAACAUUUCUUAAGUAAUAGCUGUUACCGCAAAUAUUUAUUAUACAAUAUAUGAGUAAUGUGAUGUGUACUGUAUGUGUUUGAGGUCUUUGACUGCAUAAACACAGAUAUGACGAGGACUUCAACCAUGAGCCAUGCCAACGCAGCGGACACAGGGCACACUGGGCAGUGGCCUCAGGUUAGACUGGAGCUCCUUGACUGCAACACACACGCACGACCCAUGUCUUGACAUUUGACCCUUCCUAUAACCUCUCUAUCUCUCCCAGGUGUCUUGUUGGGUCUGGACCAGGACAGCGUGAGCAGAGAGCACACCCAACCUGACCCCACCCUGCCCUGGCUACUCCUGCCACAGGACAGCCCCUCAUGCCCAUGCCCCUGUCCCACAGUGGGGGCAAGAGAAGCUUACAUCCUGGCCAAGCAGGGUAAGAGCCUGCGCUACCAGCUGUGGAGCCUGGACAAGGUAGCCCAAAGCAAUGCCCAGCUGAGGGAGAUAGAUCCCCAGAGGGCUGGGGACAGUACCCAGUACGUGGUGCCCAAGGGAGGGGUGGAGGUUGGGCUGGCAGGCCAGGUCGUGUUGCUCCACACUGGGGGGCAGACUCAGUGA